CCCGGGAGCUGCUGCCAGCCGAACCCUGGCUUCCAGAGGUGCCAAGAAAGAAAAAUGGGCAGCUGGUGUAGAAAACAACCGCGCCACCACUCAUUCAUAAUCCGGCGGACCGGAAGUCGGUGAUUACGUCACUUCCUAUGGUCGCCCUGCCAAGCCGGAACCUUUCUUUCCUGGCAUCAGAAGCCGGCUGUGAGGGGAGCGGUUAGGGGGCGGUCUCGGCGCGGAAGAGUGAGUGGAGACGGCCGUGCGUUUGCGGACGCGCUGGGAUGCUCUGGUCCCGCUAGGGGCAAGGGGCGUGGAGCCCGUGAGAUCCUGGCUUCCUCGCUGCCUGAGGACUACCCUAGUAUUUGGGGUGUGGGCGGUGCGCACCCCCGCUUGGCUGCCCCCAGCUUUCAGCUAGGACUAAACCUCCUCCGAGGGCCCCGUGGACUGGACACGCGGGUGAGGCCACGGCGUGGGGCCUCGGGCUGGGAACCCCGCCCCGACCUUUCUUCCUCAGGGCACAGCCAGCCCCCGGCCCCCGCACCCGUCAUCUCUGCCAUCCUGUGCGAGGCCUUCCCUGUGUCUCGCUUUGAUCGGAGGUUGACAGUGCUUCCCUGAGUCCCCUCCCGUCGCUUCCGGCUUCUCUGCUGCUCAGAUCGUGUUGGAAUCGGUGCCCGAAUCACCUGCCCUGCGUUCCCCGGCGUGGCCCUAAGGUAUUUACAAUGGCUGCAACUGUGAACUUGGAACUCGAUCCCAUUUUUUUGAAGGCACUGGGUUUCUUACAUUCAAAGAGUAAAGAUUCUGCUGAAAAGCUAAAAGCAUUGCUUGAUGAAUCUUUGGCUCGGGGGAGUGAUUCAAGUUACCGUCCAACUCAAAAGGAUGUGGAACCACCCAAAAUUUCAAGCACAAAAUCUAUUUCUAUUAAGCAAGAGCCCAAAACAUCAUCCACUCUUCUUCCUGGCAAUAACAAUGGCAAAGUCCUUUCAACUGAAAAGGCCAAGAAAGAGGCUGAGAAGAGGCCUGCUGAUAAAAUGAAGUCAGACAUUGCUGAAGGAGUUGAUGUUCCAAAGAAACCUAGAUUGGAGAAACCAGAGACACGAUCCUCUCCCAUCACUGUCCAAACCAGCAAGGAUUUAGCUAUUGCUGACCUUUCCAGCUUCGAGGAAACAAGCGCCGAUGACUUUGCCAUGGAGAUGGGAUUGGCCUGUGUUGUUUGUAGACAGAUGACGGUGGCAUCGGGUAAUCAGUUAGUGGAAUGUCAGGAGUGCCAUAAUCUCUACCACCAGGACUGCCACAAGCCUCAGGUGACGGACAAGGAAGUGAAUGACCCUCGGCUGGUGUGGUAUUGCGCCCGGUGCACCCGGCAGAUGAAGAGAAUGGCUCAGAAAACUCAGAAGCCCCAGCAGAAGCCAGCCCCCGCUGUGGUCUCCGCAGCCCCAGCCAUCAAGGAUCCCUUGGUUAAGAAACCGGAAACAAAGCUCAAACAAGAGACCACCUUCCUAGCGUUCAAGAGGACAGAAGUCAAGACAUCUGCUGUUAUUUCAGGAAGUUCAUCUAGCACCAGUGUUUCCUCUUCCGCAACCAGUGGCCUAACUGGAUGGGCAGCUUUUGCCGCCAAAACGUCCUCCGCUGGGCCAUCAACAGCAAAAUUGAGUUCAACAGCACAAAACAGUGGGGGGAAGCCAGCCGCCUCUGCAGCUAGCCAGAAACCUGUGGGUUUGACGGGCCUGGCAACAUCAACCAAAGGUGGACUGGGAUCCAAGAUAGGUCCUGGCAGCAGCACUUCACCCACCGUGCCACUGAAACCGCCGCCUCCUCUGACCCUGGGCAAAACCGGCCUUAGCCGCUCAGUUAGUUGUGACAAUGUCAGCAAAAUAGGUCUUCCAAGUCCCACUAGUUUAGUGCCAGGAAGCAGUGGCCAGCUGAGUGGAAAUGGAAACAGCAGCUCAUCAGGGCCUAGUGGAAAUUCCACCAGCAAAACCACCUCCGAAGCCAGCAGCAGUCCCUCAGCAUCCCUUAAAGGUCCAACAUCUCAGGAGUCACAGCUCAAUGCCAUGAAGCGCUUACAGAUGGUCAAGAAGAAAGCUGCCCAAAAGAAACUCAAGAAGUGAGGUGGCCAGAUAAGGUUGUGUGUCCUGUUACCGCAGAGAGGACCAGGCUACUGUGGGACAUGGACUGCUGGGUUCCAUAAUUUAAUAAAAAUCUUGAUACUCCGUCUUUA
Chinchilla lanigera (long-tailed chinchilla) is the source of this 2203-nucleotide messenger RNA. RefSeq names its product integrator complex subunit 12 (gene Ints12). NCBI's taxonomy places the organism in Eukaryota, Metazoa, Chordata, Mammalia, Rodentia, Chinchillidae. The transcript has 7 exons. Gene Ontology annotation, biological process: snRNA 3'-end processing. Bases 705 to 2093 code for a protein of 462 amino acids. The record is from RefSeq and is a predicted model, not a curated record. Gene Ontology annotation, cellular component: integrator complex.